AAUUGACAAGAAGCUAAAUAUAGGAGGGAGAUGGCGAUCCUUCAGUUUCCUUCGUACUCCGCCAUUUUCUCUUCUUCCACUUCCCCUGUUCUCUCUCUCUCUCGUUGAAGAAAAAUGGCAUCCCACAUUGUCGGAUACCCACGCAUGGGUCCCAAGAGGGAGCUCAAGUUUGCCUUGGAGUCAUUCUGGGACGGAAAGAGCAGCGCCGAGGAUUUGCAGAAGGCUGCUGCUGAACUCAGGUCCUCCAUCUGGAAGCAGAUGGCUGACGCCGACAUCAAGUACAUCCCCAGCAACACGUUUUCUUACUACGACCAGGUGCUCGACACAACCGCCAUGCUCGGUGCCGUCCCUCCGAGGUAUGGAUGGAACGGUGGCGAGAUCGGGUUUGAUGUUUACUUCUCAAUGGCCAGAGGAAAUGCCUCUGUCCCUGCUAUGGAAAUGACCAAGUGGUUCGACACUAACUACCAUUACAUUGUUCCCGAGUUGGGUCCGGAGGUAAAAUUCUCGUAUGCAUCUCACAAGGCUGUGACCGAGUACAAGGAAGCUAAGGCGCUUGGAGUAGAUACUGUUCCGGUUCUUGUUGGUCCUGUCUCAUACUUGUUGCUUUCGAAACCUGCUAAGGGUGUUGAGAAGUCAUUUUCUCUUCUCUCCCUUCUCAACAAAAUCCUUCCCAUAUACCAGGAAGUCAUCUCGGAGCUCAAGGGAGCUGGUGCUACUUGGAUCCAAUUUGAUGAGCCACAACUUGUUAUGGAUCUUGAUUCUACCAAGCUCAAAGCUUUCACUGAUGCAUAUGCUGAGCUUGAGUCAACACUCUCGGGCUUGAAUGUCCUUAUCGAGACCUACUUUGCCGAUAUCCCUGCUGAAACUUACAAGAUCCUUACUUCAUUAAAGGGUGUGACUGCUUAUGGUUUCGAUUUGGUCCGUGGAACCAACACACUUGAUUUGGUCAAGUCUGGUUUCCCGAAGGACAAGUAUCUGUUCGCAGGUGUGGUCGACGGAAGGAACAUUUGGGCCAAUGACCUUGCAUCCUCUCUUAAAACCUUGCAGGAGCUUGUAGGGAAAGACAAGCUUGUUGUCUCUACCUCAUGCUCUCUUCUCCACACAGCUGUUGACCUUAUCAACGAGACAAAGCUGGAUGACGAAAUCAAGUCCUGGCUUGCAUUUGCUGCCCAGAAAGUUGUUGAGGUUAACGCUUUGGCUAAGGCUUUGGCUGGCCAUAAGGAUGAGGCCUUCUUCUCUGAUAAUGCCAUGGCUCAGGCUUCAAGGAAAUCCUCUCCAAGGGUUACCAACGAGGCUGUUCAAAAGGCUGCUGCUGCUUUGAAGGGCUCUGACCACCGCCGUUCGACAAAUGUCAGUGCUAGGCUUGAUGCUCAGCAGAAGAAACUGAACCUCCCGAUCCUCCCGACGACAACCAUUGGGUCUUUCCCUCAGACCGUUGAACUCAGGAGAGUCCGACGUGAAUACAAGGCUAAAAAGAUCUCUGAGGAGGAUUACAUCAAGGCCAUUAAGGAGGAGAUCAAGAAGGUUGUCGACCUUCAAGAAGACUUGGACAUUGACGUUCUUGUCCAUGGAGAACCAGAGAGAAAUGAUAUGGUUGAGUACUUUGGAGAACAACUCUCUGGUUUUGCUUUCACUGUCAAUGGUUGGGUGCAAUCUUACGGAUCUCGGUGCGUGAAGCCACCGGUCAUCUACGGUGACGUGAGCCGUCCCAAGCCAAUGACGGUCUUCUGGUCCUCCACCGCUCAGAGCAUGACUUCUCGUCCAAUGAAAGGAAUGCUUACAGGUCCUGUCACUAUCCUCAACUGGUCCUUUGUCAGAAACGAUCAACCAAGGCACGAAACCUGCUACCAGAUCGCCUUGGCCAUCAAGGAUGAAGUGGAGGAUCUCGAGAAGGCCGGGAUCAACGUGAUUCAGAUCGACGAAGCCGCUCUUAGAGAAGGGCUGCCGCUCAGGAAAUCCGAGCAAGCCUUCUACUUAGACUGGGCUGUCCAUUCCUUCAGGAUCACCAACGUCGGUGUCCAGGACACGACCCAGAUACACACACACAUGUGCUACUCCAACUUCAACGACAUCAUCCAGUCCAUCAUAGACAUGGACACUGACGUUAUCACCAUCGAGAACUCACGCUCAGACGAGAAACUCCUGUCUGUGUUCCGAGAGGGCGUGAAGUACGGGGCGGGUAUUGGUCCAGGAGUGUACGAUAUCCACUCUCCGAGGAUACCCUCGACGGAGGAAAUGGCGGAGAGGAUCAACAAAAUGCUGGCGGUGUUGGAGAAGAACAUACUGUGGGUGAAUCCUGAUUGUGGUCUCAAGACACGCAAGUACAAUGAAGUGAAGCCUGCACUCAAGAACAUGGUCGAGGCAACUAAGCUUAUCCGCUCUCAGCUUGCUUCUGCCAAGUGAGAUUCACAUAAACACCAUUGAAUCUUCUUCUUCUUAUUGCUAUCAUUAUAAUAACUCGUGAUUUUUUUCUCUCAUGAUGAUGAGAUGAGAUGAGAUUGUUACGUGCUCUGUUUCAAGGCGAUUUCAUUUUUGUAAUAACUUGACGUAAUUUUUGGAGAUGUAUUUAUGAUAUGUCGGACGACGUCGUUUCAAUCAAUUGGAAAAAAUUAGCAAAAUCA
Tarenaya hassleriana is the source of this 2621-nucleotide messenger RNA. Its product is annotated as 5-methyltetrahydropteroyltriglutamate--homocysteine methyltransferase 1-like. The transcript is spliced from 12 exons. The coding region runs from base 115 to 2403 and encodes 762 amino acids. Lineage: Eukaryota; Viridiplantae; Streptophyta; Magnoliopsida; Brassicales; Cleomaceae. Gene Ontology annotation, molecular function: 5-methyltetrahydropteroyltriglutamate-homocysteine S-methyltransferase activity; zinc ion binding. The record is from RefSeq and is a predicted model, not a curated record.